Lasiosphaeria miniovina is the source of this 732-nucleotide messenger RNA. RefSeq lists its product as uncharacterized. Lineage: Eukaryota; Fungi; Ascomycota; Sordariomycetes; Sordariales; Lasiosphaeriaceae. The record is from RefSeq and is a predicted model, not a curated record. The coding region runs from base 1 to 732 and encodes 243 amino acids. The transcript has a single exon.
AUGGACCAGUUCUAUACGCCGAGUCUGCCGCGGCGGCUUCGUGGCUGGGUUCAUCGCCUUGUUCACGACAGCUCGCCUUCCGACGCGCCGCCCAAUACCGUUUCGCGCUAUCUCCGGUUCCUCUAUCUCAUGAAGGAGGGUGUCGGGUCCGUCUACGUGCCAACCCUUGACAUCGACCCUGUUUGGCACACGCACCAGCUUGCUCCUGUCGCCUAUGAUCGGUACUGCAUCAGGUACAUCGGGUCCGCCAUCAACCACGACGACACGAUUCGCGGGGUGGGCCGCUCUGUAUGGCAGGACAACACAGCGCAGCUGUGGGCGUUGAAGUAUGGCGAAUCUUACUACGACCCAGCCAAUGCAGCCGAGACGGCCGAGAUUCAACGGCGCAGAGCUAUUUGGAAGCUCCAACACACCGAAGUAGCGUCCCUGGAAGCCGCCCAAGAGACUGUCGGAAGUUUCGGGACAGAACUUGAGACCUACAAACAGCAGUUUCGGAAGGCCUCCGACACGUUCUAUGGCGCGGAGAUGAGGCUAAUCGCGCUCUCUUUCAGGCUGCAAACGGUCAAGUCAACCAAGACAAGCCACCACCACCACCACCACCACCACCACUUUAGCCACGACGGCGGCGGCAGUAGUAGUCACGACAGAGGGGGGCACAGUUCUGUCGGUUACGACGGCGGGAGAGACAGCGGAGGCGGCUGCGGCGGAGGAGGAUGCGGCGGCUGUGGGUAG